AUGGCUUCUUCCGACAGCGAUGAGAGCGCGAGCAGCUCCCGCUCUUCCUCCUCGGUACGGCUGAUUGACAAGGAGGCUGGUAUAGGACGGUGGACGGGUCGCGCUGUCUUUGUCUCUCCAUCACCAGGACCUGUGGCUCGGUCUAGCUCUGGGACAGCCGACUCUCCCAUCUCUAUCACCUCCUCCCCUCGCUCCUCUGAAUCCUCUCGCACCCCUUCACCGGAACCAUCUCGUCAGCCUUCCACACCCCUCACCCGCCCGCGGGCCGUAGCGCACUACUCCUCACCUCACGCCCGGACCGCCUACACCCCACCCCAGCCCUUCUACCCUCCCUCUCCAGCUCGACAGGCGUCAUAUCCAGCCCCAGCGCGCGUACACCCCUUCUUCAACCGUACUUUUGCUCGCACCAAAUCGGCUCCCGUACCCCACACUCCGCCCCCACCAGCCAGUCAACGUCCUCGGAUGGUGGCCGACUACAGCAGCACGAGCGAGUCUCAAGCUAGCACAGCUACUGGCGCAGACUCGACCUUCGGUAGUCAGCCCAGUCAGCCCCGUAUCCAAGUGCCGCAGGGAUCGCCGUCUAGGGGUCCUGUCGGAGGCAAGGGAAAGGCGAGGGCGGCGCUGACUGAGUUGGAGAUCGACAAGAUACUCAGUCAGGUGGAGAGCAUCGACCUGUCGGGGAAGCUCGGUCCCACCGCUAAAGCUGCUGGGUCUAAGGGCAAGGUAGCGGCGCCGGUGAGCGCUAGGAGUUCGGCGGAGGCGUCAGGCCUGGUGCGGUCAUCCAGCGAUGUCGAGACAACCAAGGCGGGAUCUGCUUCUGGGUCUAGUGGAGGAGGGAAGAGCGCCCUGGGCAGGUAUGGCCGAGUGCCAAAGACCAAUACCGCCUCCUCAGCAGCAUCUCCGCCGAAAACGACCGCAGCCGUCGAGGCGCCAGCAGCUGUCUCAGCUGUAUCAGCGCCCAUCCAAUCUCGGUCUACUGCGGAGAUCUACCCACUUCCGCCCAAGGCGGGACCCACCAGCAACAUGUCCGCAACGAAGUCAACCACAACUCUCAGCUCCACCAUCCCUACCUCAGAGGCCUCGGGUCCCCCGGUACCACUCGCCUACUACAAGUACACCGACCAUAAGCCUUGUCCGGAGGUAGUGUAUACCACAUCCAUCUCGGAAGCGGACCAGCUUCUCGGUCGACUCGAAGGACAGGUGAUGGGUCUGGACCUGGAGUGGCCGAUGAGGUGGUGGGAUAAAGAGGCGAGCAGGUGGCAGUUUAGGCCUGGAAAGACGGCGUUGAUUCAGGUAUGCGAUGAGAGGUUGAUUGUGCUAUUGCAUCUCAAGGAUGGGAAUAAUAUGGUACUCCCAAAAAAGCUCGUUUCGAUCAUGGAGAAUCCCGCGAUCUACAAGUGUGGAGUGCAGGUCAGAGGGGAUGGCAAGCGUCUUGUCGAUGACUUCCCAGGCAGCUUCCCGACUGGCGUCAAGAGCCUGCUUGAGCUUUCGAACGUUGCCCGCGCCGCAGACCCUAUCCGAUGCGGACCAGGGCUUCGACUGAUUUCGCUCGCAAAUCUCGUCAAGAAUUACCUCGGACGGGAGCUCGAGAAGGAUCCCCAAGUCCGGCAGAGUAAUUGGAGUUCGAGUCUGAAUCAGAAGCAGGUGGACUACGGUGCAAAUGACGUCUUUGCCGGUCUUCAGGUUUACCUCCACCUCAAACGCCUUGCCGCUGAACGGCAAUUUCCUAUCGACUUGGAUCGAUGUAGUAACAGCUUCAACGCGGACGGAUCGCCAGACUACCGCGCUAUCUCCACUCGCACCCCUAGUCCUUCCAUACCUACAUUCACCGCCGUCCCCGGCAGUACCGACCUCUUUGCCGAGUCAUUCGCCUAUCGCCUCGCACCCGGUCAACCCAAAUUCCCACCUCCGGCGCAUACAAACGCUCUCAAUGCUUUCAAGUCAGGAAUGACCAUCGAGGCCAUCACUGCCGAACGGGGCGUCAAAAGGAGUACGAUCGAGGGGUAUAUCUGCCAGGCGCUGGCGGUGCUAGAGGAGGAGACGCUGAGUGCGGAAGAAAAGGGGAGGCUAGUCCCGCAACUGAAGGAGGAGUAUGUGAGGCGGAAGUUUAGAGGUCUGAUCGUGAGCUUGAGGAGGGGGGCAGAGGAGGACGGUGUGUCCAGUACGAGCGAAUCAGAGGAUGAGAGGGGAGUUGAGAAGGGGAGGAAGGCGGAACCAGUUGACGCUCUGGCAGAGUCGAUGGCUGGGGUUGCGCUCGGCGGGAAGGUGGCAACUUCCUCAAUGACAAUUGUGAGCUCAGGGAGGAUGCCUGUAAUCACGGUGACGGCGGAGGAUCUAGAGGCUGCUGCGAUGAUGCCGCCCUUGACGGAGUCGGACGAAGAGGAGAUAGCGGGGUUGUGA
Dioszegia hungarica is the source of this 2400-nucleotide messenger RNA. RefSeq lists its product as uncharacterized. The transcript is spliced from 5 exons. NCBI's taxonomy places the organism in Eukaryota, Fungi, Basidiomycota, Tremellomycetes, Tremellales, Bulleribasidiaceae. The record is from RefSeq and is a predicted model, not a curated record. Gene Ontology annotation, molecular function: 3'-5' exonuclease activity; nucleic acid binding. Gene Ontology annotation, biological process: nucleobase-containing compound metabolic process. Gene Ontology annotation, cellular component: cytoplasm; nucleus. Bases 1 to 2400 code for a protein of 799 amino acids.